GUGAGCUCUCCGUGGUGCUGAAAGAAGAAAAACACAUUCAGGCUCCCGUUAGAGUGCAGCCUGGGAAUCGGAGGCUCACAAGACAUGAACUGAGAUAUGAAAAGACUAAGUGAAGAAACAGGCUGGGGUUUGAGUAUUCAUUAGGAUGAGUUAGGAAGCACUCAGUGACAGAAAAUCGCAUUCAGGAUAAGGAAAGAGGAAGAGAGAGAGAGGAUGACGCUGUAGUGGAAGGAGGCUACAGUAGGCAGUGGGCGUGUUUUUCUUGUGGUGAUCUGCAGUUGGGAAGCCCGGUGUCAUCUGAUAAAGCUCAACCUGACUAUACCAACCUGUGUGACUGAGCAGGACAGAGGAAGCUGGCUGGGUAUGCCAUCCCUGGAAAUACACACCACUCUGCUUCAGGGCAUUGCAAGUGAGGAUCCCUUUCACUUGUGAGACAAUCUGUACAUUUGGACAUAUGACAGCAGGAGAAAAGACAGUCUGUAGGGGACACAUUAGAGAGCCUGUGAGUGUUUGGACUACAACUGCGGGAGCAGUUUAAUGUGAGGGGGUGUUAGUGUGUUUUUGUGUCGUGCUUGCAGUGGCAGUGGCAGGUGUGGGCUGUUGCUAUGCUGCAUCUUUCUGCCAUCUCUAGAAUGUGCAGAUGUGUGGAACAGUGAAGCUGGCACCUGGCUUGGACUUUGACCACAUCUGGACUGGAGGGGCUGCAGCUCCCGUUUCUGGCCAAGGGAGGAGGCAAUGGGCUGCACACCCAAUGGACCGAGCACCCAUCUAGCACCAGAAUAACACUGGGUCACAGGGACUCCUUUUAGCAAGCCAAUCAGUUGGACCAUACAAUGGAUGGAAGUCUAUGUGGAUUUAAGUGGAAUUGUGCACUGGUGCUCCAGCAUAGUUCAGAGUUCUCUAGCGUGCACUGGACUCAUCACUGGGACACAGAAUACACAUUGGUUGACAAACCUGCAGGGACACAGCCCCAUUAAUGCUGUGGAACCACUUGAAGAAUGAUGAGCUCCAAAGAGGAGGAACCUCUCCGGUUUUUCAAGUAUGUUGAGGAAAAUGGGCUGAGAGCCUACAAUGGCCUGGUAGCUCAGAACCUGGACCACGCCAGGAAUGAGAGAAAUAGGGCAUUCCUGCAGGAGAAAAACGACAAGAAGAGAAAACAGGAGGAAGCCAUAAGGAGGACGGGUGAAGACAUCGCAGCUGAAGGCAAGCACUUGCGUAUAGGCUCUAUUACCAUGCCUGACCCCCAGGAACGCAUGCCCAUGCCACACCCGCAUGCCCUUGCCUGUGGGCAGGGCUUUUCCAUACGCUCCCAGUCCCUCCACUCUGUCGGUGGGGGGAACACUGGGGGUGGUGGUGGUGGUGGUGUAGUAGAGGAAGAAGUGGGAAGCCCAACCUCUAGGAAGCAGCCUCCACCCAAGCCCAGGAGGGACCCGGCCACCAAGCUGAGCAUGUCGUCUGAGGCGGUGGACCACAGUCCCGUGUCCACUUGCCGUGGGGAGAGAUGUGACGCAGCUCAAGGAUGCAGUGAGGACUGUAGGAGGGUGCCACCACCCAAACCCAAGAGGAACCCCAACACACAGCUGAGCAUCUCCUUCGACGAGUCCUUCAUCAAGAGUCACAGGAGCAGUGGGGUCUGCCCCUCCAAACCUCUCCACUACGUCACCUCCCCAUGCGAACGCAACCCCUCACCCCCGCAGAGUGAUGAGAGUCCCAAUGACGACUGUGAAGAUGAACCCGUCUAUAUAGAGAUGGGUGGGAUUGAUGUUGGCACACGAGAACCCCCUAAGAGUGAAGACGAGGAGCCAGGAGAGUCGGUGUACGAGGAGAUGAAGUACCCAGCUCUGGACGAUAUGGAGUACAGGACCGAUCCUGUCGGAUGCCGCUCUGCAUGCCCCACCCCAGCGCCCUAUGACCCUGAACCGCUCAGCCGCUGCUCCACACCUCGAAACAUUCCCCUCUGUGACAUUCCUGCACCUUUCCCCAAUUUACUCACUCACCGGCCUCCCCUGUUGGUGUUCCCACCAGCACCAGCACAGUGUUCACCCAACUCAGACGAGUCUCCCCUCACCCCUCUAGAUGUAACCAAAUUGCCCGUGAUGGAGAACCAAUCCUACAGUAAAUCCCCGACAUCCUCCACUGAGCCAGCCUCCUCUGCACACAUCCGCAGGGAGCUCACUGCCACACCGACCCUCACCAUCUCCGGACGCUCCUCUGCACCUCCACUACCCUGUACCCUAUACAAAUCAAACUCCUCAUCCUCCUAUCAGCGCAGCCACUCCGCUUGUCCAUCACCUGUCAGCAUGGGUCGUUGUCUCACCCCUCUGAGCCUCAUGCGUACACCUCCCUUUGACGCUUCAAUGCCAUUCCCUGGGGGACUGCCGCGCAGCGCCUCUGCCACUCCUCAUGGCAAAGGCUCGCCACCUCAAGACGGCGGGGGUCGACUCCAUGGUUCUAUGCAGAACGUGUCGACGGGGCGUUCACGGACGCCCACCAGCCCGCUGGACGAACUAACCAACCUGUUCACCACAGGCAGGAACAUGCUGAAGAAAAACACAAGUGGCCGAAAGUCUAAAGAACCUGGAGAAACGGAGUCCAAAAGCAAGUCUCACAGCGAGUCCAAGCGCGAAGGCAAAGAACGUCACAGUCACAGCAAGGAGUCCAAGCGGGACUCCAAAGAGCGCCACAGCAAAGAGUCCAACAAUGUUGAGCAACUGCCCCACAGACGCAACAGUAAAGACCGCACUUGUAGUGUGGAAACACCACCUGUUCGCAGGGAUAGCAGGGACAAAGGCUGCAGCAGUGUAGAGCCCAUCCCUAUGAGACGGGGGUCCAAAGACAGGAGCUUCAGCUCCUUGGAAACCAUCUCUUUGAUAAGAAGAGACUCCAAGGACAGGGGCAUCAGCAACGGUGACUUGAUGCCAAGGAGGGACAGCAAAGAUCGGAGCGAGGGACACGGCGUGGAGUCUUUGCUGAGACAGGACAGUAAAACAAGAGAGAGACUGCUCGAUCAGCCACCUGAGCUGUUACCCAGACAAGACAGCAAGGAAAGAGCAAGAAACGGUGUCGACUCUAGACAUGAAGCCAGAGAAAGGCUGCUAGAUCAGCCGCCUGAGCUCUUACCCGUACUGGACAGCAAAGAGAGAGCAAGGAAUGGUGUGGACUCAAAGCAUGAAAGCAGAGAUAGACCACCUGAGUUUUUCCCCCGACAGGAGAGCAAAGACAGAGUUAGAGCUGGAGCAGAAUACAGGCAUGAUAUCAAAGACCAUCGUCCCGAUUUGUUACCGGGACCUGACAGCAAAGAGAGAGUAAGGAACAACAUGGAGCACAGACACGAAGGUAGAAUAGACCAGCCACCAGAGAUCCUGCCCCGACAAGAAGCUUCCAGAAGCACAAACGGCAAAGACAGAGCUGUCUUCAGCUGUGAGUCCAAGAACGAGGAGAGAGAGCGGAGCAGCCACAAUGGAGCAGAUAUUCCGCCUCCUCCUCUACCCAAGCAGGACAGUAAAAAUGUGCGUAAAACUGGCCUUGAGGUGAGAAGGGACAGCAAAGACAGGAGUCUGAAUGGCUCAGCUGCAAUGGAGUACAGGUGUGAUGGCAAAGAGAGAGGCUAUCGAUCAGAGGGCACGCCUCGACGAGAAAGCAAAACAAAUUACAGCAUGGAACAAUCAAAAGCACAAGAGAGAAAUGGCAGCACAAUGUCAGGGCAGCAUUCAUCCACAACAACACCUACUCACCAUGGGAGGUCAUCUGGUAGCCCACCAAUGACUAUGGGAACAGGAAAUGAUCUGAAAGCAGCACCUAAAUACGGCCGCUCAACUUCUGUCCCUGCCAACCCCUCACCAAUGGGAACUCCACAGAGGAGAGUAUCAGAGACACAUCAAAGUCAGAUGCCCCAGAUGCCGUGGAUAUGUGGGGAUACGACUAUGCUAGAACAGAUUGAGAGGAAGCGCACCCUGUGUACGGAGAUCCGUUCCAGACAGCACCCACAGCUGCAGAGGUUUCUGGAGAGGCCUCCUCUUCCAGACAGACACGAGGACAGGCACCAAGAGCGGAAUCAGUGCAAGCAAGACAAUGCAUCUGUCCUCCCAGCCUGCGGGAAAAGCAGCGGGGCCAAAAAGAUCCGUCCUCCCCCCUACCCCACACAGAAAACUGUAUUUUGGGACACAGCCAUCUGACAGUCACAACACACUUGCACCUCCCAGCCACACAACCCCUAAUUACCCACUCCCUCUCCCCUCUGGAUCAGGCUGAUUCCUUCCUCCAACAUCAGGGCAAUCAGGACAGCCAAUAAGAGCACCAGGGGGAUGGCACUUGCUGAUGAUGUCAAAGGACAAUGGUGGUUACCAUAGCAAUAUUUCUGCUCGUUCAGGUCGUCAUGUUUUCUUAUCAUCAUUGGUGAUAUUUGAUAUUUUUCUAUUUCCUGUGACUGGAUUCUUGUAAUAUAUCUAGUAGAAUAGAUAUUUGAUGAAUAGAUAUUUUUUAAAUGAGAUGGGGAUUAAAAGCAUCUUAAAUUAUGAAUAGUAGAUGUAGAUGCAAUCUAAUGUUUUUUUUAAUUAUUAUUAUUGUUAUUAUUAUUAUUAUCAGUUAUUUAUUUAUUUUGGUUUUGCUUAUUUUACAUUUUCAAAGCAUAAUCUAUAAAUACUUGUACCGGAGUAGCAUAAUUUUCUUAUGCCCAAUUCUUUUUGUGCUCAACAGCACCUAAGUGAAUGGACUUAUUCAAUUCUGUCUCUAUAUUACUUUACAUUUUUACUGUCGUAUAGUAAGUUGAGGAGUUCAACGUCAACGUGCUUUAGAUUCCAGUAUGUUGUAGAAUGUACAACAGUUGGUCCGGACACAGAGACGGGGAAACUCUGUAGUUUGUGUAUUACAGUAAGAAGCUGUGUCGUCACUACGUCAAAGCCUUUUGAAGCAGUCAAAUCGUUGUAGGUGACAAAGAAAGUGUGAAAUGUCUCCGUCGUAUGAGAUACACUAUGAGGGUGGGAUGGGGAGGGAGUAAAUUAUGAGCAUACAUUUUAAACAAUAUAAUUUCCAAAAACCAGCCAAAGCCUGUCAAAGCAAGUUAUGGGUGUGGUUGCGCUUACGGCGUUUGGUUAUUUAAAAUGGGGUGGUGGCAAUAGCUGGCAAGUACCAGUGCCCUUACUUUGCCAUGAACACUGCGAGCACCAUGACACAGCAGUGUGAAUGCUCUGUGCCAAUGACCAGCCCGUACAAUCAAACACCUGAUCUUUUAGAGCGUUUCUUAAUUUUACCGCAGAUUAUAAUAGCCAUAUGCACUUGCGUAAGAAAUAACUGUCAAGAUUAUGCUUAUAUAUAUAUUUUUUGAAAAUGUCAGGAGUAGCGAGCUGUGUCAUGGACGUUCUAAGUGAUUGGCUGGGAAAUAAAGGCUCAGGAGACUGGCUGUGUGUGUGUGUGUCGCACACUGUCAUCUGUGAUUGGUUGUCUCUGACAAUAUUUUCCACUGAAUUGGCGGGCAACCAUUUUAGAGAUCAAAUUGCAUAAGGACCUAUCCCAUGGCAACAGCUCUUCCCAGUCAAAAGGACCGGGGUUGCACAAAGGCCUACGAGUGAUUGAGGCUUUGUUUGAAAAGAAGAACUGCACUACCCAUCAUCUUCCAUUACAUUUAAUUAGGCUGGAAACAUACAUGUCCUUCUCCCCCAGCGCUCUCCCUC
Molecule: messenger RNA, 5669 nt
Organism: Solea solea (common sole)
Lineage: Eukaryota; Metazoa; Chordata; Actinopteri; Pleuronectiformes; Soleidae
Gene: nyap2b
Product: neuronal tyrosine-phosphorylated phosphoinositide-3-kinase adaptor 2b
Exons: 8
Coding region: 999-4175 (1058 amino acids)
Biological process (GO): phosphatidylinositol 3-kinase/protein kinase B signal transduction; neuron projection morphogenesis
Source: RefSeq, a predicted model, not a curated record